This is a messenger RNA of Raphanus sativus (radish), 1824 nucleotides long. RefSeq names its product protein DETOXIFICATION 28. Gene Ontology annotation, biological process: xenobiotic detoxification by transmembrane export across the plasma membrane. Bases 125 to 1585 code for a protein of 486 amino acids. Gene Ontology annotation, cellular component: membrane. The record is from RefSeq and is a predicted model, not a curated record. The transcript has 9 exons. Gene Ontology annotation, molecular function: xenobiotic transmembrane transporter activity; antiporter activity. Lineage: Eukaryota; Viridiplantae; Streptophyta; Magnoliopsida; Brassicales; Brassicaceae.
GGAGGGAGUAUAUUGUUACUUUUAUGGAAUUUAACAAAGAGCCUGACCGUAGUGGAGUCUCCACUCAAAAUGCCUUACUUUCAUAUACUCUUCACUCUCAUCCACGUUCGUUACUUUCAAGAAGAUGAGAGAAAGAGGUGAUGAAGCAGAACGUGUAGAGCAGGCGAGGAUUCCUUUACUGAGGGAUCAAUAUGAAGAAGGAGACAUAAAGAGAGAGACAUGGAUGGAAACAAAGAAGCUAUGGCGUAUCGUUGGACCGGCCAUAUUCACUAGAUUCUCGACCUUUUCGAUCUUCGUCAUCGCUCAGGCCUUUGCCGGCCACCUAGGGGAGCUUGAACUCGCCUCCAUCUCCAUCGUCCACAACGUCAUCAUUGGCUUUAACAUCGGGCUCCUUCUAGGAAUGGCGAGUGCGUUGGAAACACUGUGUGGGCAAGCGUUUGGAGCAAAGAAGUAUGACAUGUUGGGAGUGUAUAUGCAGCGAUCUUGGAUAGUUCUCUUCUUGUUCUGCACCUUGCUCCUUCCCAUGUACUUGUUUGCCUCUCCGAUUCUCAAAUUCCUUGGCCAGCCUGAAGAUAUUGCUGAGCUAUCCGGUACCAUCGCCGUCUGGACUAUUCCUACUCAUUUUGCGUUUGCCUUCUAUUUUCCUCUCAGCCGAUUCUUCCAGUGCCAGCUCAAGAAUAGGGUGGUUGCAAUUUCUUCCGGAGUGGCACUUGUAGUUCACAUAUUCGUGUGCUGGCUUUUUGUGUACGGUCUUAAACUCGGAGUCGUAGGGACAAUGGCUACUGUUAGCGUGUCAUGGUGGCUCAAUGUUUUCAUCCUAUUUGCUUAUGCCACAUGCGGCCGUUGUCCGCUCACUUGGACUGGUUUCUCCCUCGAAGCUUUCGUUAAACUAUGGGAAUUCGCUAAGCUUUCUGCGUCCUCUGGAAUCAUGCUUUGCUUGGAGUAUUGGUAUUAUAGGAUUCUAAUAAUGAUGACUGGAAAUCUGAAGGAUACAAAAAUUGCUGUCGAUUCUUUGUCUAUAUGCAUGUCAGUAAAUGGUUUGGAGAUGAUGGUACCACUCGCUUUCUUUGCCGGGACUGGCGUGCGAGUUGCGAAUGAGUUAGGCGCAGGCAAUGGAAGAGGAGCAAGAUUUGCAAUGAUCAUAUCAGUGACAGAAUCACUAAUCAUCGGAAUAAUACUAUCGGUGCUUGUAAUAUUUCUUCAUGAUCAAAUCGGCUGGAUUUUCUCUUCAAGUGACACUAUCAUACAAGCAGUUAAUGAUCUCUCUAUUCUUCUAGCCUUAACGAUCCUUCUCAACAGUAUCCAACCGGUUCUCUCCGGUGUUGCUGUUGGUUCUGGAUGGCAAUCGUUCGUGGCAUAUGUAAAUUUAGGAUGCUAUUAUUUCGUUGGACUUCCACUCGGAUUUUUCAUGGGAUGGAUGUUCAAGUCUGGUGUCAAGGGCAUUUGGGCUGGUAUGAUACUCGGAGGAACCGGUAUUCAAACACUGAUAUUAAUUUUUAUUGUUACGAGGUGUGACUGGGAAAAAGAGGCACAUAAAGCAAGUGUGCACGUUAAGAAAUGGUCCGUCUCGAACUCAAGAAACUAAAGAUUGUAUUAGCUAUAAAUUAAACAAGCACACAUUCCAAAUAUUUAUAGAUCAUGUCGGAUGAGAACACAUAUUUUGCGUAUCAUUUCAGUGUUUCAAUUAAUCUGCAUGAUUAGUCUAUUGAAAUGGGCAAAUGAGUGUAUGAUAUGAACAUGGUUCGGAACUUCAGAUUUGUAUCAAUGACCAAUCUGUUUCCUUUACGAAUUACACAAUAAUAACAUAACACGAAUAACAGUCUC